CUUUGGCAGCAUGUAAGCAACUUCUUGCCAAGAACCCAGGUCACUGCUGAGAAAAGGGGGCCUUAGGGAGAAGAAUAUCCAGAGGAAGCCAAUGCCAGGAGCGUCUGGAAUUACACUCACCACAGGCAGCAUGAGACAUUCUGUGCCAGCAUCUGUGUCCUGCUGGCAAAGACUGCAGCUGUCCAGGUAGGAGGGUCCUGGAAGCAGCGUGCACCAGGAGCCUCUGGAGGAAGAAUGGGGCCAGAUAUGAACUCUCUACAAUGAACCAAUUUUCAGCUUGCGAAGGAAUUUUAAGUAAAACAGUUAUUCAAUUUCUACAUAUUCAAGUUCAGUAGCCUUCUGUGUGAAGUGCCAGCAGUCACCCCCCUCCACUGGAGUUAUCAGGAUAUUUCUGGCACCACGUUGAACUCUUCUUGGUACUUCUGGCAAUGACAGAUCUUCAGGACAGAUUUAUCUGCUAAAUGCGCUUGGGCAGGAAAAAAAGUAAAACUCUGGAAGCAGUAUAAGGGCAGCAGAGCAGAGAUCCCUCCCUUGCUGCUCACUGUUACAGAAAGUCAGCCUGGACUCGAAUGCUCACCCUGAAGAUUGAUCCUGCCUCAUUCACCUCCCGAGCCCGUCUGUUCCGGGGAGAUCUGGUGUUUUGGGGCUGCCUCCUGUGGCCCUUUUUACUUCAUUCCCCUCCCAUGCUCUCUAUGAUGUGAACUUUGGAAUGGAGUUUGUUUUCCGUUGGGAACUGACUCUGUUUCCCCGGCUGGUGCUGUCUGAGAGGACCAUCUGAAGGCUGUGCUUUGUUCUUGGGGAGGAGGGCAUGGCCUUGCCUGGACCCUCCACCAUGUUCCUGUUGCUGCCUUUUGAUAGCCUGAUUGUCAACCUUCUGGGCAUCUCCCUGACUGUCCUCUUCACCCUCCUUCUUGUUUUCAUCAUAGUCCCCGCUAUUUUUGGAGUCUCCUUUGGUAUUCGAAAGCUCUACAUGAAAACUUUGUUAAAAAUUUUUGCGUGGGCGACCUUGAGAAUGGAGAGAGGAGCCAAAGAGAGGAACCACCAACUCUACAAGCCCUACACCAAUGGAAUUAUUGCAAAAGAUCCCACUUCACUAGAAGAAGAGAUCAAAGAAAUUCGUCGAAGUGGUAGCAGUAAGGCUCUGGAUAAUACUCCAGAGUUUGAGCUCUCUGACAUUUUCUACUUUUGCCGGAAAGGGAUGGAGACCAUUAUGGAUGAUGAGGUGACAAAGAGAUUCUCAGCGGAGGAGUUGGAGUCCUGGAACCUGCUGAGCAGAACCAAUUACAACUUCCAGUACAUCAGCCUCCGGCUCACUAUCCUAUGGGGCUUAGGAGUGCUGAUUCGGUAUUGCUUCCUCCUGCCUCUGAGGAUCGCUCUCGCUUUCACAGGGAUUAGCCUGCUGGUGGUGGGCACAACUGUGGUGGGAUACUUGCCAAAUGGGAGGUUUAAGGAGUUCCUGAGUAAACACGUUCACUUAAUGUGUUACCGGAUCUGCGUGCGAGCCCUGACAGCCAUCAUCACCUACCACGACAGGAAAAACAGGCCUAGAAACGGUGGCAUCUGUGUGGCCAAUCAUACCUCUCCUAUCGACGUCAUCAUUUUAGCCAGUGAUGGCUAUUAUGCCAUGGUGGGUCAAGUGCACGGGGGACUCAUGGGUGUGAUUCAGAGAGCCAUGGUGAAGGCCUGCCCUCACGUCUGGUUUGAGCGGUCUGAGGUGAAAGAUCGCCACCUGGUGGCUAAAAGACUGACUGAGCACGUGCAGGAUAAAAGCAAGCUUCCUAUCCUCAUCUUCCCAGAGGGAACCUGCAUCAAUAAUACAUCCGUGAUGAUGUUCAAAAAGGGAAGUUUUGAAAUUGGAGCCACGGUUUACCCUGUUGCUAUCAAGUAUGACCCUCAGUUCGGUGAUGCCUUCUGGAACAGCAGCAAGUAUGGGAUGGUGACGUACCUGCUGAGAAUGAUGACCAGCUGGGCCAUCGUCUGCAGCGUUUGGUACCUGCCUCCCAUGACCAGAGAGGCAGAUGAAGAUGCCGUCCAGUUUGCAAAUAGGGUGAAAUCCGCCAUUGCCAGGCAGGGAGGACUCGUGGACCUGCUGUGGGAUGGUGGUCUGAAGAGGGAGAAGGUGAAGGAUGCUUUCAAAGAGGAGCAGCAGAAGCUGUACAGCAAGAUGAUCGUUGGGAACCACGAGGACAGGAGCCGGUCUUGAGCCCACACCUCGCGCUGGCCGGAGCCGCCGUGCCCGAAUCUUGGCACUCCUGAUGGGAGCCAGCUGGAGUCUUUGCCGCCGCCCCCACUGCUGCAUUCCUUCCAGACUCAGGUCUUCGGGCUGCUCUGGAUCCUGGCGCCAGCUUCUUCAGAGCCGCAGGGCCUGGGCUUGCCCUCUGAAGCGAGUGCUACUGGGUGUUGCCGCCCAGGACGAGAGGCCUUCUUGUUUCUUUUACACUAAGUCCGUUGGAGGAAUGAAUGCCAUUAAAGUCAGCCCUCCACCUGUGCACACGCGGGGCUGAGUGAUGGGGAAGAUUCGGCCACAUUCCCGUGCUGGGCCAGUAGGACACCCACAUGCCAGGGACGUGGCUGGGGGAAGGGCCACCCACUCGUGAGGAGAGGCACUGCAAGGCAGUGUGGCCAGCCAGCCCCAACAUUGCCCCAGCCUUGGGGCUUUGCAGACUGGAUAAAAGAAAACUGUUGUCUGCAGGGCUUUCAGCAAAAUGAAGUUUUAAAUUCUCAUGCAAUCACCAAAGGGCAUGGGAAGAGGCAAGAUGGACCAGUGACUAGUGUGUGGUGGGAACCAAGAGUCAUUUCCCGUUCAAACUCCAGUGCUCCCCAAACUCCCAUGUGACUUGCUCUUUGUUAACACGUGCCUCAGUUUUCCCAUCUGUAACCUGGAUCGGGAGGGGAGGGGUGGUGAUACCUACCUCACAGGGUUGUUGUGGGAUUGAAGUGCUACUGUGCGUGAAGGAUAAUGGAGCUCAGUGUUACAAGUCCAGGACCCUGAGAUGUGGCAGGACAAGGGCAGAGCUUGGCGCUGCUGCCCAGGCUUCGGAGUUGUUUUGUGAGUAAAUAAAAUUGUCUUUGACGGUGAAUGAACAGAGGGGAUUUUCCCUUCACUCUUUCUCCCCUAGAUGUAACCCUAAGCAACACGUUUCUUAACGAAGUUACAGAACCCAGAAGCCAGGGCUGGCGGGUGUAAGCUUGACUUCUGGUCAGAGGACUAGCAUUGUUCAACAGCUUCUGCUGCUGCUCUUUGAAAGCAUAUCAGAUGUUUGUUCGCACUUCUCCCUGGUUAACUUAGAAUUCCCAGCAGGGAUGGAGAUGUGGAGUUCUGCACAGAUGGUGCCCUGGGACUAGAGGUGUGUGAUGUGGGCACGCUGUGUCGAGGUGGGCGAGAGAGUGCAGGAUGGCAGGGGCAGUCUGUAAGGACAGUGGAAAGCCAUGAGGAAAUACAGGGCCAGGCAGGAGCGGAGGCCUGGGAGAGUCCGUGAGGGGCAGGACUGGCUGUGGUGUGUGUGCACCACACAGCCAGAGGGAAGCAGCAGGCUUCAUGGCCCCCUGCGCCCACCUGCAGUCACUGAAGGCAGAUCCAGAGCCAAGCCACCCUCAGCUUCUGGGUCAAGGGUCUACCAGUUUCCAAUCCCUCAGAAGAGAGCUGCCUCACCUCUGCCAUUUAUCCUCUCCCCAACUUCCCUUCACUCCGCGUGGCCCAGUCACCACACCUCUCGGGAUUUUGCACCAGCCGUGGUAAGUGUCACCUCCAAGUCCACCUCCGGCCUGCGAUUUGGGGAUGUGGGAAUGAAGCCCCGCCCCUGAGGCUCCUGAAUCGAUAGCACUUUGCCUGCCUCACCUGAGUGUAACUCGCCCUAACCACUGCCUAACCUCUUUGCCCCAUUUCCUCUUACCUGCUACCCAGUGAAACAUUUUACUCUCGAAUAAAAACACUAUUAUGACUG
Messenger RNA from Myotis brandtii (Brandt's bat), 3944 nucleotides. RefSeq names its product glycerol-3-phosphate acyltransferase 4 (gene GPAT4). Gene Ontology annotation, molecular function: glycerol-3-phosphate O-acyltransferase activity. Lineage: Eukaryota; Metazoa; Chordata; Mammalia; Chiroptera; Vespertilionidae. Gene Ontology annotation, biological process: triglyceride biosynthetic process. Gene Ontology annotation, cellular component: endoplasmic reticulum. The record is from RefSeq and is a predicted model, not a curated record. The transcript is spliced from 12 exons. The coding region runs from base 809 to 2203 and encodes 464 amino acids.